Molecule: messenger RNA, 1752 nt
Organism: Rhizophagus irregularis DAOM 181602=DAOM 197198
Lineage: Eukaryota; Fungi; Glomeromycota; Glomeromycetes; Glomerales; Glomeraceae
Source: RefSeq, a predicted model, not a curated record
AUGUCAAAGAAAUUUAGCAAUAAAAUAACAAAGAAUUUCUUAAAUUCUUUUGUCAAAAAUGUUAUAGAUAAACCUGAAGGUUUUGUUGCACCAGAUGAAACUAUAUCCGCUAAAGCUUUAAAAGCCACGAAAGAAUUAUAUGAUUUAGAACGAAAUAAUCCAAUAUUACAACAAAAUAUUGAAAUGAUAAUAAAAAACAAUCCAUUUUUUAAAUUAAUUAUUGAUAAUUGUAAUAGUGAACAAAUUUGGGCAGAAAUAAAUUUACAAAAUAAACCUUUUUUAAAUUAUAUUAAUUCACAAUUAAGUAAUUUAGAAAAUUUUAUUGAGCGUGAAGAUGAUGGAGAAGAGAAGGAGGACAAUAGUGAUGAAAAUGAAGGAAAUGAUAUCAUGGAACAGGAUAGUGAUGAUGACGUGGAAGAAUUAUCACAAAUGGAUAUUAAUGAAAAAUAUGAUUUAGUGGAAGAGGAAGCUGAAGAAAGUGAUGAUUAUGAAUUGAGAGAAAAUUCUGGUGAAGCAAACGAAGAUGAGAAAGAAGUAGUUGAAUCCCGUCAUGAAUUAGAUGAUGAAUUUUUUAAUUUACUAGAAUUCAAUAAAAUAACUGAAAAUAAUGAAAAUUUUGAAGAUUCUGAUGAAAUUGAUUAUUUUGCAGAUGUAAAAUAUAGUGACUUCUUCGAUCCACCCAAGAAAAAAAAAAAUCAAAAGAGAUCAUCAUUAGAUGGUUUAAAUAAACAAUUGAUAGGUAAAACAAAAAAUGAUGAUAGUGAUUCAUUUGAAGAUUCAGAUGAUUUUCUUAGUAACAAAGUUCGAGAUUUAUUUACUCAAGACGAAAGUGAUAAUGAUGAACCAAAAUCAGCUUUUCAAAUUCAUCAAGAAAGAGUUAAUAAACAAAUUAAGCAGCUUGAAAUGGAAAAUGUAGCUGAAAAAGAUUGGACUCUUAUUGGAGAGGCAUCAAGUAAAGAUAGACCUAUAAAUAGUUUGUUGGAGGAAGAUUUAGAGUUUGAUCAUAUUAUAAAGCCUGUGCCUAUGAUAACUGAGGAGAGUACAAAAAAGCUUGAAGAUAUAAUUAAACAAAGGAUUUUGGAUGAAACAUUUGAUGAUGUUGAACGUAAACGGGAUCCUAAUUUUAGACCAUUUUUACCUUCAAAAUUAGUUGAAAUAUCAGACGAAAAAUCAAAGAAAUCUUUAGCUGAAAUAUAUGAAGAAGAUUAUAUUAAGCAAACUACAAAAAGUGCGACAAACGAAAAAGAUGAAAUACUAAAAAAAGAACAUAAAGAAAUUGAAAAUAUGUUUAAGGAUUUAUGUCAUAAAUUAGAUGCUUUAAGUAAUUUUCAUUUUACUCCAAAACCACCCAAACCAGAAAUUUCUAUUAUUGCUAAUGUACCUGCAAUCUCAAUGGAAGAAAUUAUACCUGUUAAUGUUAGUGAUGCUAAAUUAUUGGCACCUGAAGAAAUAUAUGAUAAAAAGAAAGGAGAAAUUAGGGGUAAAACUGAAAUAAAUUCAACUGAAAAGAAUCGAAUUCGCGCAGCAAAAAAGCGUGCUAAGAAAAAAGAGAAAGCCUUAAAAGAACGUGAAAAGAAAGUUAUUGAAAGAAUGAAUCCUGGAUUAGGUAAUAAACAUUCAAAACAAAAUAUCUUAGAUUCUUUAAUUGGACAGAAGAAUAUUACUAUUAUUGAUAAAGAUGGAAUUAAAAAAUCAGCAGUAAAAAAUAAAAACCAAGAAGAUAAUUAUAAUUCUACAUUUUUAAAAUUAUAA